Messenger RNA from Monopterus albus (swamp eel), 2984 nucleotides. RefSeq names its product Rab geranylgeranyltransferase subunit beta (gene rabggtb). Gene Ontology annotation, cellular component: Rab-protein geranylgeranyltransferase complex. The record is from RefSeq and is a predicted model, not a curated record. Gene Ontology annotation, molecular function: Rab geranylgeranyltransferase activity. Gene Ontology annotation, biological process: protein geranylgeranylation. Lineage: Eukaryota; Metazoa; Chordata; Actinopteri; Synbranchiformes; Synbranchidae. Bases 281 to 1138 code for a protein of 285 amino acids. The transcript has 9 exons.
UACAACGACCUCUUAUCUCCAUUCUUUUCAAAGUUAACCACACUGAAAGCAGCUGGUAAAGCGGCUAACAUUUAGCUAGCAUCGGUGUUACCGUGUACCUUAAUAGCACAAGUCAACAACCAAGUCAUUCAGAUUGUUAACAAAGGGUACCCAAGUGAAAGAUGUCAUCAUUAAGCCUGACGCUCCCAGCACACUGCUCUUGGACAAACAUGCUGACUACAUCGCUGCCUACGGCAAUAAAAAGGAUGAAUAUGAGUACACGCUCUCAGAGUACUUGAGGAUGAGCGGGAUCUAUUGGGGGCUAACGGUGAUGGAUCUGAUGGGCCAACUGCCUCGAAUGAACCGCCAGGAGAUCAUAGACUUCAUCAAAGCCUGUCAACACGAGUGCGGAGGCUUCAGCGCCAGCAUUGGACAUGACCCCCACCUGCUCUACACACUCAGCGCCGUCCAGAUCUUGUGCUUAUAUGACAAUGUGGAUGCGAUUGAUGUGGACAAAGUGGUGGAAUAUGUCAAAGGGCUGCAGCAGGAGGACGGCUCAUUUGCAGGAGACAAAUGGGGAGAAAUAGACACAAGGUUUUCCUUCUGUGCUGUUGCUACACUUGCAUUACUGGGAAAAAUGGACAUGAUAAAUGUUGACAAAGCUGUAGAGUUCGUCUUAUCUUGUAUGAACUUUGACGGAGGUUUUGGCUGCAGACCAGGUUCAGAGUCUCAUGCUGGCCAGAUUUACUGCUGCACUGGUUUCCUCUCGCUUACCGGUCAGCUGCACCAGGUGAAUGCUGACCUGCUGGGCUGGUGGCUCUGCGAGAGACAGCUGCCAUCUGGAGGCCUCAACGGACGGCCUGAGAAGCUUCCAGAUGUGUGCUACUCAUGGUGGGUGUUGGCAUCGCUGAAAAUUAUCGGCAGGAUUCACUGGAUCGACAAGGCCAAGCUGCGAACGUUUAUUCUGGCCUGCCAAGAUGAGGAGACAGGAGGUUUUGCUGAUAGACCAGGAGACAUGGUGGAUCCUUUUCAUACUCUGUUCGGAGUUGCAGGCCUCUCCCUCCUCGGAGACGAACAGAUCAAGCCAGUGAAUCCCGUUCUGUGCAUGCCCGAGGACGUCCUGCAGAGGAUCAGCCUGCAGCCAGACCUCCUCAACUAGCCCUCUGACACAAUUAUCCCCACAUCACACACUCGUACACACACACUGCUGCCCUGCCACCCCUGCUACCCUGCUAGACGUUGGGAGCAGAGAGGAGGACCACCAUACAUUGUUAGCUGAAGUCUACAGGCACUUUAUAGAAGCAGGGUUUGGUCUGUGCUCAGAAAUGACAGACAACAUAACAGAGUUCUGACUCGUUUACUUUGAACCUUUCUGUCUUUAAACCCUGAACCACUCAUUAUUGUUACCAAGACAGUUUUUUUGGGUUCACUGCAAGGAAAGUGGUGAUUUUGAGAAGUGGUUUUAGGUUGUUGUUGAAAGAAUGGGAAAGAGAUAUUUUGAAAUGUAGUCAUCAUUGAAAAUGCCCAAACAUCAUUAAAUAACAUUCCUGAACCUAUUCGCUUGUUGACUAAGUCAGUUUGAGAGAAGACUCGCAGCUGUUAACGCACAGGAAACUGUCGGGAAAUGUAUCAGUCUCUUAUUUCUUUUUUGCUCUCAUCACCUUUUAAGCUAUUCCACUUGCCAAGGAAGUAAUUACUGUAAUUAGUUUUUUGGUUAGAGACUGAGGGAACGGCACUGAUUUCACCCUCUUUUGUUCUGCUAUGCCUUAUUAUAAUAUUCACUAUCUGAGUGACUGAGGAAUUAUUCUGCUUUUCACAACCACUUUGGUACAUUUGACCAUGAAACAGUAGAAGGAUUAUGUGUGGAAGAGCCAGAUUCAGCUGAGGGAGACAGAAAGUAGGAGUUAGGUUUGUGUUUUUACAAGUCACUUGACUUUCAGCGGCCACGUCUUUUUUUCUUUCUCAUUUGGAGCCUUUUAAUGUCCUCACAGAUUCAAAAUAACUUCCAUAUUUGAAAAGCAAGAGCAUGAGAAGAGCAAACUGUUUGCAUCUUGUUUACACUAGAGCAAUCAUACUGACACUGUGGUUGUAAUAGCUCCCAUAGCUGGAGAUGCAACACAGGACAGAGUGUUUUAUGUCCCUGCAUUAAAAUAACUUCAGUUUACAAUAUAGACAGUUAUUUUGGCUGGCGUUGGAGGAAUGAAACACCCAGGGGUAGAACACUGUGGUGUUGUCGUCUCCUGCCAAGAAGUGUGCAACAUCUUUUCCACAGUCUCAGCUGCACUAUUUAUGUAAAUCCUUGAUACUCGGCCUGGCAGUGUCACGCAACCUGGGGCAGACAGGCUAGUUUUGCCCCCACACCAUCUUUCCAGUUGUUAGAUAACUCAGUGUGACAUUACUAUGUAAGUGAAAUAAAUAAUGCAGCAGAUUUUCACAAAUCUGAGUGACUGACCAACACUUUAUUUCAAGUCUCCUAUUUAGCUUUUAUGAUUAUAUAAACAUUUAUGGUUUAUACUGUAAUACACUGUUAUGUAGUGGUAAGCAGAUAUACAGUAAGUGUUUAUUAAUGUAUUAGUAAACCACAACAACUCUUGGGCAUCUGUAAGUGGAGGCUGCUGUAUCAAUGUUGGUAUAUUAAGUUACAGUUGUAAUAAUGUUUUCCUAGGUAAAAUCUUUUCCAAUCACUAAACACAGUGUCCUAUAGCUGCAUACGACUACAUAAGUGUUUUCUAAACAAUUUAUUAAACAUUUUUCACAUGCUAUAAAUACUAAAUAGGGUGGUGUUACCAAUGACAGACAACUGAUAAGUGUAUUAACUGUCAAAAGCUUAGUGAUCACAUUUCUUAAUUAACUGAGCAACUUAAAAUCCUUAAAAACAGCUCAAAACCAAGUCUUUGUGCUGUGGGGCGGCUCUCAUCCAAACAUCAGCUGACUUGCACAUCUAAAUGUGUGCAUGUUAAUGUAAAUUGUUAUUGUGGUUGACAAUAAAUGUACGACUUUCCUGA